Messenger RNA from Epinephelus fuscoguttatus (brown-marbled grouper), 3335 nucleotides. It is a transcript of the gene gabrg1, whose product is annotated as gamma-aminobutyric acid type A receptor subunit gamma1. Gene Ontology annotation, cellular component: neuron projection; GABA-A receptor complex; postsynapse. Lineage: Eukaryota; Metazoa; Chordata; Actinopteri; Perciformes; Serranidae. The transcript is spliced from 9 exons. The record is from RefSeq and is a predicted model, not a curated record. The coding region runs from base 230 to 1615 and encodes 461 amino acids. Gene Ontology annotation, biological process: chloride transport; regulation of postsynaptic membrane potential; signal transduction. Gene Ontology annotation, molecular function: GABA-A receptor activity; transmitter-gated monoatomic ion channel activity involved in regulation of postsynaptic membrane potential; inhibitory extracellular ligand-gated monoatomic ion channel activity.
CAGAUGGACUAAAGCAGAGUCAGCUCCCCGGCAGCAGCCUCACUCACUCUGCCACAUCCUCCCCCUCCUCACACACCAUGGACGCAUUUCUCACAUCCUGCCGUCGCUACUAUUAAACCCCAUCGGCUGCAUUUAGACGCGACCCUACGACAGAAAACUCCGAUUUUUUCCACUGUUUCUUUUUCUCCGUGGACACUGUUGAGUUGGUCCGCCAGCUGUGGAGCAGAGAAUGAAGUGGCGUUUCGUCAGAGCUGUGCAGGACAAAGCCAUGAACCCCUGGCUGCUUCUGGCUCUCCUUGGACUCUGUGCAGCCUUUGGGCCCAGUAAACAAGAAGAAGAGGACUAUGAAGAUGUGCCCAUAAAUAAGACUUGGGUCUUAUCACCGAAGGUCUACGAGAGCGAUGUGACUUUGAUCCUAAAUAAACUGCUGCUGGGCUACGACAACAAACUGCGGCCUGACAUCGGAGUGAGGCCGACAGUGAUUGAAACAGCCGUGUAUGUCAACAGCAUCGGACCAGUCGACCCCAUCAACAUGGAAUACACCAUUGACAUCUUUUUUGCCCAGACGUGGUAUGACAGCCGACUGAAGUUCAACAGCUCGAUGAAGCUGCUCAUGCUAAACAGUAACAUGGUAGGCAAAAUCUGGAUUCCGGACACAUUCUUCAGGAAUUCCCGCAAAUCGGACGCCCACUGGAUCACCACUCCCAACCGCCUCCUGAGACUGUGGAGCAAUGGCAGAGUCAUGUACACACUGAGGUUGACUAUUAAUGCGGAGUGUUACCUUAAGCUGCAUAACUUUCCAAUGGAUGAGCACUCGUGUCCACUGGAGUUUUCAAGCUAUGGUUAUCCCAAGAAUGAGAUCAUGUACCGGUGGCAGAGACGGGCAGUGGAGGUGGCAGACCAGCGGUACUGGAGACUCUACCAGUUUGCCUUUGUAGGGUUAAGGAACAGCUCUGAUGUGGCGCACACCCAGUCAGGAGAAUACGUAAUCAUGACAAUCUUUUUUGACCUGAGUCGGAGAAUGGGCUACUUUACCAUCCAGACCUACAUUCCCUGCAGUAUGAUCGUGGUCUUGUCCUGGGUUUCUUUCUGGAUCAACAAGGAUGCUGUCCCAGCCCGCACAUCUCUAGGUAUCACCACAGUGCUCACGAUGACAACUCUAAGCACCAUCUCCAGGAAGUCCCUGCCUAAGGUUUCAUAUGUUACUGCCAUGGACCUGUUUGUCUCUGUCUGCUUCAUUUUCACUUUCGCUGCCCUCAUGGAGUACGGCACUCUGCACUACUUCACCAGCAACAGACAGACCAAGAAAUCUAAAGCCAACAAUAACACACAGCAGAGAGCAUCGAGCAUGGUGAAUAUCCGACCUGGUACAUCCCUGCUGCAGAUGAACAACAUCGUGCCCUAUCACGAGGAGGGUGACUAUGCUUACGAGUGCUUGGAUGGAAAAGACUGCGCCAGCUUCUUCUGCUGCUUUGAUGACUGCCGCUCAGGUGCCUGGCGUGAAAACAGGAUGCAUGUGCGGGUUUCCAAGAUUGAUUCUUACUCAAGAAUAUUCUUCCCCACUGCUUUUGGCCUUUUCAAUCUGGUUUAUUGGAUAGGUUAUCUGUAUCUAUAAAACAAGUACCUCAAAAAAGGACGACUGGAGUUUAACGUCUGCAAGCAUUUCACAGUAGCAUAGCUGCUCUUGUAGCAUUGGAAAUAAUAGCUACUUAGCAAAUAAUAAACUAAAUUAAAAUCUAAAGCCAAAUUAUGAAUGACAGUGCCUUGUUUUUUCCUGCGCUAAAAAAUGAGGCAUCGCAAAUGAGGCAUCACAAAUGAGUGAGAGUCACACCGUCCCUCAAUCUGCCCAACUCCUUGUUCCAGGGCAAGACAGGUCAACAGCUACCUUUUAAUAUGCCAUUAAGUACAGUAUGAAUACUCUUUGUCCCCUGUGGAUAAUCCUUAAUCAUUAUGGUGACCCAUUGACCUUUUCAUCUUGCAACAAAGUCAAUUAAAUGACAUUUAAAUGCUUGACCAAAGGGUGAAUUACCAUUUAUUGUUUUCUGAAUAUUCGUAAUUGCCAGGGGAUUGAUCCCAUUCUUUAUGAACAUUAACUCUAAGAAGCCCCUGAUGUUCUUGAUGCUCUUCCCUUGUCAUGUGCUGCACAGUCAGCACAGCAGACUAUGUAGUAAAUGGUAGGUUUUAAAUCCCCUUUGGCCUUGUGCAUAUGCCCAUUGCACUGGUAUUUGUAAUUGCAUCAUUAAAAUAGAACCCUACGUCUAAAUGUGGAUCAUGUCAUUAAGGUUAACAACUGUAGGUAACCUAAAUAACUCAGUGUAGUUUAAUGAAUUUUUUUCCUUCAACAGCAAAAGUGCUUUAUAAUAUUGGCUAACCAAGCUCAUACACACUUUGCUCUAGUUACCUCAACAUAGGAAAUGAUGGGUUCUGAUCAGGGGUGUAGUGCUGCCAGAGAACACUGGAACGACACCCUGUCACUUGUUUUUUUUUUCCCAAGGAAAACAGGAACAGCUAAAAAGGUGUAACAUUAGUGUAAUGUUAGUUAAACAAUGAUAGAACCAUGCAGGCCCAUGCCAGGCCCCCAGGAAGUGUGCAAUUUUUGCAUGCCUUGCAGCCCAAAAAGACUUUUUCCGAUAGACUUACAUAGCAAAAGAGACUUCUGUUAAUCAGUUGAUAUGUUUUUAUAGUGUCACAACCUCCACAAAAUGAUUAUUUCACAAUCAAAAUUCGAUUCAUUUGGUCCAAUAACAUUUGGAAAGUCUAGUGGAGCUGCACAGUUAAAUAAUUUUAUCCCCAUUUAAGUUAACGGAGCACUAAACCAGAAGUAGCCAGUCAAAGUCUCAAGUGUGCCUGCUCUAUGGUCUGCACAGUGUGGAAGCAUUGCCAGUCAUCUAGGUUGAACUAUUUUGGUUUAAUGCGCUACUGAGCAACUUUCAUAGGAAUGAAUGGGGCCUUGCAUCCAAUACUUUAUAAACUCGUGGUCCUGCCCACCUUGGGCUACCUAUCGGGUUGGCUUCUACUACAGCUAGCUAGCUGAGCAGCGUUGACAGUUCCAGAACAAAAUGCAUCUCAAAUUAGUGGAUGUGCAUGUAAACUUGCCACCACUGGUUACAUAACCUUUGAAUUGAGCCACAACUUAACUGCCCCAAUGCACACAUAGUACUCUGGUACUUUAACAAAUAGCACUACACCCCUGCUUUGGUUCAAGGUUGGCAAAAUACCCUGAUUCACUAAGCCUCAGGGCUUUUGACUUUCUUAUUGCCCCUUUUUAUCUCUUCUCAUUCUUUUUUUAAUCAGCAAAGAGCAACAAAGAAACAAUUUAGGUUAAAGGGAAAUUU